AUGACCGUCUCAGGCGCACUCCAGCACUACGAGGCAGGACUGGUCGCCAACGCAUCCCGCAUCGCCAGCAUCGAGUCGACCCUCCGAACACUCACAUGGUUCCUCCCAGGCCGAUUCCAAGACGCCGAAGUCGCAUCCGAAGGGCUCUACUCGGUGCUGAACUUGAUCAGCCUCUACCACGACUCGAUCCUCCACCGCGCCGUCUCCGCCCUCCCUGCUCCGCUCCGCCCGCCCUCGUCCUCCCACACCCGCUACACCCGACACUUCACGACCCAUUCAAAGCCCUACAACCUCCUCGCCCACUCUCUCAGCGUCGUUCAGUCGUUGGAGCUGUUGCUCGAGAUGGUGGCGCGGAAGAAGAAGGGCCGCCAAGGAGCGGAAAAGACGGUCAUUGCGAUUGAGGCGCUCAAGGCCUUGCUCAGGCUCGGAUUGAUGGGCGCGACGCAGGGACGUACGGGCGUCCAGCCUCCAGUCGCAGAGAGGGAAGUCGAUCCCGGACUGCUGGAACUCAACCGGGAACGACUUGCGCGGGUGAGGCGGGCAGCGCAAAAGGACGGUUCAGAAGCGACCGCUGCUCCGAAGCCUCAGAGCGCAGCCGACGUCCUUCUUCGCCAAGAACACGGUCAGACGGACCUCGAACUCGGGAUGGUGCAGGCCGAAGUCGAGGAGAGCGAGUUCUGGACUGGCGCGAGGACGGGGUAUGUGAGGCCUACGCUUGCGUCUUUGCGACGCGAGGGCGGGGACGCGGCGGAUCCGUUGGCGCAGUUUGGUGGUGGAGUGGGCGCGCGGACGAAGGACGCAGGGAAGGAGUACUUGAUGAGCAGGGUGUUGACGGUCGAGGACGUCAAGCGGCCGCAGGACUUGGUCGCGAAGGCCAAGGGCAUCAAGCGAGUCGCCGAGAUCAUCUGGAUCCUCCGACCACUCAUCUACGUCCUCGCAAUGCGCAAAUAUGGCCGGCGCCAUACCCUCCCGUACCUCCUCUCGCUCUCGCUCGAAUACCUCGCCUUCUCCCUCCGCUCCACAUCGACAACACGCCUCGCGUCCGACAAGGCGAGCGGGCCGAUGCUUCCUCACGCGACACCGAGCGAGUUGGAGAGACAGGAGACGAGCAAGAGGGGAAGGAUGUUUUGGUGGUACUUGCUGAGGGGACCUGUGUGGGAGAGUUGGACCAAGCCGCAACUCGAAGGUAUGGCACGCAGGUUCGAGGACAAGCCCGUCAUUGGAUUCGUCGCGACGCUGCUGCACGACUACGUUCCCCUAAUCGACGAGUACUACUACUACACGGCUUGA
Rhodotorula toruloides NP11 is the source of this 1290-nucleotide messenger RNA. Its product is annotated as peroxisomal membrane protein pex16. Gene Ontology annotation, biological process: peroxisome organization. NCBI's taxonomy places the organism in Eukaryota, Fungi, Basidiomycota, Microbotryomycetes, Sporidiobolales, Sporidiobolaceae. Gene Ontology annotation, cellular component: peroxisomal membrane. The record is from RefSeq and is a predicted model, not a curated record. The coding region runs from base 1 to 1290 and encodes 429 amino acids. The transcript has 6 exons.